Macrobrachium nipponense is the source of this 2097-nucleotide messenger RNA. Its product is annotated as myogenesis-regulating glycosidase-like. Gene Ontology annotation, molecular function: hydrolase activity, hydrolyzing O-glycosyl compounds. The transcript is spliced from 13 exons. The record is from RefSeq and is a predicted model, not a curated record. Bases 100 to 2034 code for a protein of 644 amino acids. Gene Ontology annotation, biological process: carbohydrate metabolic process. Lineage: Eukaryota; Metazoa; Arthropoda; Malacostraca; Decapoda; Palaemonidae.
GUAAAAACUGAUAAGUUCGAGAACGAAGCGGUUGUUCGUAACAGACAACUUUGGCAGAGCUACACCGGUUUCCCCGUCACUUAUCACUGAGCAGCCAUCAUGCAGUCAGGUCCGAUAAGAUUUUUAUUCCUUGGAAUAUCACUGAAUGUCCUGUUUUUCGCGAGAUGUGUAGAUUUGCAAUCUCUGCCUACAAAAGGUUUUCACAGCAACAUCGAGAUCGUCGAAGGACGCGAACUUAGGAUCAAGCACAGUCAUGGCCAGGUAAACAUCGACUGGGGUCUCACUCUACCAGAAGGCGCCGAAGGAGUGAACUGCACCGAAGGGAACUUCUGCUUAGACUUCGAUGUUGCUAAGGUAGUGAUCACACAAGAGGACCAUUGUCAAAAGGUCUCUUGGACGGCAAGAAAUCUCACUGAAUUGAAGGACUGUGUUCUUUUGGAAGGUCAUUGGUACGGAGGAGGUGAACAAGUAACGCAGCCCUGGCCUAUUGAGAAAGCUCCCCGUCGUGAAACGCCCUUCGUGACGGCCGAUAUGCUGCAGAAGAAAGAUCUGUGGUAUGGAGGCGUAUCGGAGGCGUAUUGGAUCUCUUCGCAAGGGGCGGCGAUUAGGGUUGAGGAAGGAAUCCCGCUCUUCCUGAGUGUGCCCGACAAUGACGGAGACGACCUGGCCGACCAACUCUGCCUGAGCAGCCGAUUCGAAGACCCUUUCUCGGCUCCUGAUGGUGUUGAUCUGACGCUGAACUACUACGUGUGCACUGCGGAGAAUGUUAAAGAAGUUCACUUAGCAACCUACCCCAAAUUUUUCUCCAAUCCUACUGGGAUUCCUGAUCUCAGGAUGCUUCGAGACCCCAUUUGGUCCACCUGGGCUGAAUACCAUACGAAGGUCAACGAUACCAGGGUCUGGGACUUUGCGAUGGCCAUCAAGGAUAAUGGAUUCAACAACAGCCAGGUUGAAAUAGAUGACAACUGGGAGACGUGUUACGGCAACGCUGAAUGGAACCCGGAGAGAUUUCCCGACCCAGCAAGACUCGUCGAUGACCUUCACAAUGAAGGCUUCAGAGUGACGCUUUGGAUUCACCCGUUCAUUAACGAUAACUGCGAAUCCUUUAGCUACGCCGAUGAGAAGGGAUACUUCGUCAAGGACGCGCAAGGGGUCACCCAAAAGACUCACUGGUGGCAGGGACUGAGUGCAGGCAUCAUAGACUUUACGAACCCAGCAGCCGUGGGCUGGUGGACACAGAGACUUGUUGACAUCCAGACGUCGACGGGCAUUGACUCGUUCAAAUUUGACGCUGGAGAAUCCUCCUGGUUGCCCAAAGUCUUCACUCUGAACGUCGACGAACGCCUCUGGCCUAGUGUGUACACUCAGUACUAUGUUGAUGCCGUAUCUGAGUUUGGAGGAAUGAUUGAGACACGAGUAGGGCAAGGAACCCAGAGGCAUCCCAUCUUCGUCAGGAUGCUGGACAAGGACUCCGUCUGGGGUACUGACAAUGGACUGAGAACGAUGAUUCCUUCCUUACUGCACUUUGGUAUCCUCGGGUAUCCCUACGUGUUACCGGACAUGAUCGGAGGCAAUGCUUAUGUUCUCAAGCCAGGAGAGGAGCUCUUUGUCAGAUGGGCUCAAGCGAAUACAUUCAUGCCAGCGCUUCAAUUUUCCAUUCUCCCUUGGGGCUUCAAUGAGCAAGUAGUUAAAAGGUGCCAGGAAGUGACAUCUCUGCAUACGGAAAUCAUUCCCCUCAUAUCCAAACUGGGCCAGGAAGCAAUUGAGACUGGAGCUCCCAUUAUGAGGCCUACAUGGUGGCUCUGCCCAGAUCUGGAGUCUUGUCUCACUGCUGAUCAGCAAUUUCUCGUUGGCGAUGACUUGCUGUCUGUCCCUGUCGUAUUCAAGGGAGCCUCAGAGCUAAGCGUAGUACUGCCUCCUGGCGACUGGAAGAUGGCUGGGAGUGAAACCAUCUACAAGGGUCCAAACACCAUUACAGUACAGAACAUUACCCUCGACAGCAUUGUGUAUUUCACGAGGGUUACGAGUCUUUGAUUGCAAAAGUAAUAGCAGAGGUUAACGCCACGAAAUUUGUUUAAAUAAACCAUUAAGUUUGAA